This is a messenger RNA of Eriocheir sinensis (Chinese mitten crab), 7410 nucleotides long. RefSeq lists its product as uncharacterized. The coding region runs from base 158 to 4030 and encodes 1290 amino acids. The transcript is spliced from 12 exons. NCBI's taxonomy places the organism in Eukaryota, Metazoa, Arthropoda, Malacostraca, Decapoda, Varunidae. The record is from RefSeq and is a predicted model, not a curated record.
GGGACAACACCGGGGGCGGGGGCUGGGGAGGCGCAAGGCAUUGUGGGAGUGUUGAGGCAGCGUUUGUUUGGGCCGUGUUCAUCAUGCACUGGUGACUGGCUUCUGGACGCUGUGCCGCCCGUACCUUGCAGCCCUUGGAGCGCCCCCCGCCUCGAAUAUGAGUCACCUUGAGAGCGGGUCAGUGGUUUGGGUGCGGCUUGGCCAGGCUUGGUGGCCAGGCACUAUUACCACAGUUGCCAAGUGCCCGCCAGACUUUGUACAAGCCAUUCGCAAGACUCCUAUCGCCAUUGUCAAGUUUUUUCACGAAAAUGAAUACCAAGAUGUUCAUAAGGAAGAGCAUAUCUUCCCUUAUAAUUGUGACCGAAAGGAGGAGUUCAUUAGAAAGGGACAAGCUGUGAACAAGAACCAGAGUCAUGGGGAUGUGGACCUGCUGAACAAGUUUGAGUCUGAUGUGGUGACGGCUGAGAAGCUGACUGGCGGGGACAUGGACAUCCUGCGCUCGCUGGUGGAGGGGGCCGACACAUAUAAGGCCUUCCAUCAUACUCACUGCCCCCCCACCAGUCCCGGCCUUGACUCCAAUAAUAUGGUAAUUUCUGGUCAGCCCUCGCAGCCCCCUCUGGCUUCUUCAUGUCCAGCUGGUGUUGAUUUUGAGUCAAGACCCCAGGAGAAUUUGUGGCCAGAGAGAGUAGAGGCUCACACACGCUUAGACAGUAGCACUAGCAAGGUGAGAAACCCCCAGAAUUGCCAGGCGGCCAGUAGUGACCACCAAAUUGCCCCGCUGCCCAGAGACCUGCCCUCCCAUGUGGCAAACAUAACUGGGAGAGACUUAGAACAGGCCCAACCUAACUUAGGGGAAACAUCCUUAAUAUCUAAGCACUGCAGUAGUAACACAGGGGAAGAAAAGAAGCCAGCACCUCAAGAGAAAGCAAGUUCUUCCCGUGACAUAAGUGCAGCGUUCAUGGAGGAAGUGGCCGACAGUGAAGCUCCUAGUCUGACCAGUAGGAUGAAGGAUGAGGAAGAAGGAUUAGACGAUGAAGAUGAGGAUGAGGAAGAUGAAGAGGAAGAUUCUCUGAACCCUGAACUGCAAUAUGAAAGCGAGAGGUUUGCAGAGUCCGUGGAUGAGGACUCUCUGAACCUGGACUUGGAGAUGGAGGGUGAGGAGGAUGAACCCGAGCCUCAGCGACCUGCCUCUCAGGGGGAAGGGGAGCCAAUGGAGAGUGAGAGUGAAAGUGAUCCACUCUUUGAGGUUGAAGAUGAGGAGGACGGUUCCCUUGCAAUGCUUGGGACAGAGCAGGAUGGUCUGGUUGAAGCAGCUGACGAGGAUGAAGACUCCCUCAUCCCAGACAUUGAAAUGGAGAGUGAGGAGGAGGAGGAGGAGGAUGGAGAACUUAGCGAGAGAAUCACCCAGACCAAUUUGCCGCAGUCCUGGGAAACCGAUGAGGAUGAUUCUGAAGAGGAAAUGUACCAGAAUCUUCCCUCGGCCUCCGCCACAGAUGAGGAAGAGGCUGGCUGGGUGAACGGUGCAGAGAAAGAGAACAAAGGGUCUAACCAGCUGCAUGACCUGAACCUUACUCAGCAACAAAGGAUUAUGGAGGAUAAGAGUUCCAGUAAGGAGGCAGAGGAAGAGGCAUCAUCAGAGAAAGAAUCCAUCAGUCGAGACGUGGAAGAAUCCUCCACCGGCGAAAGAGAAAGAAGUCCACCCAGAAGUAAACUCAUCGAGGAAGCCACCAAACCCUCCCAGGAUACACCUCAGGAACCACUCACCCAAGAAACCAACCACACACAACACCAAAGUGGAGAUGAGGAUAUGGAAGAGGAACACACCACGAAGGACAAGGAUGAAGAGAAACACAACAGUCACUCUCCAUCACACACCAAACUUACCCGCAGUACAAAGACUACCCAGGACAAGGGACUCUCAGGGGAUGAUAUUUCUAACCAGGAUUCCAAAGACCCGGUAACUCUCAGCCUCCCAGUCCUGGAAAGCCCCUCUACCUCAAAGUCAUCUGAUAACUCCUUAAACUUUGAAGGCUUUGACCGGGAGAAGACGAGACAAGCCAGUGCCAGACUCCUGAUGCUUCUGAAAGUAAGAUAUCGCCAGCCUCAGCGCAAGCCCCAAAAUUGGAAGCCUAAGACUGUACCUAAGAAGAGGGGAAGACCAACUCUCAAAGGACACAUUGGGAGUGUGCGGGGAAAAAGACAAGGAAGUGCGCCGGUCAAGAGGAAACGGAGCCAGCGGGCCGCCUCCACCACGUCCACCACCUCUGACUCGGAUGAAGGGGAAGAGGAGGAAGUAGAGGGUGCAGGUCACGGCUCCAGAAAGGGCAAAGGUGGCAGAAGUGGGCGUGGGUGGAUAAAACAGAGGCGUGCCAGAGGAAGGCCAAACAAAAGGAAGAUGAAGCACUCGCCACUGAGGAAAAGGACGCUCCUCAGACAGCGCCGCAAGAACACAGAGAACACAAUGGAAAAGAGAAAAACCAGGAGCAGCGACAAGGAAAAGGAGGAGGAGCCACCCAAAAUAACCAGAAGUGGCAGAGAUCCGUACGAAAGGUUUGCUCACAGUCCGGACAUAACCAGCUUUUCCGAGGCCAAACCCAGACAGCCAAGGACCUGGAGUGGCGCUAAAGGAGAGGAGGACAAGGCAGGGCAGCAGCAAGUCACUCUCGGGAAACAACCACUCAAGCGCGUCAGAAAGAGGAAACCUUCUGAAAUCGACAACUUGCUUCAGUGGGCCGUGGAGACCGGCAACACAGGGAGCAGGAGCCGGGCCACGAGGGAGCGCCAAUACCCCGUCACCAACACCAGUACAACCAGUAAUAACAACAACACCAACAACAACAACAACAAUAACAACAACUUAGCCACCACCAGAAGGUCAAGACUGGAGACCAAGAUGGCAAACAAGGUGCAGAAAAAGAGAGGGAGGAAAAAGAAGGUGAGGACAGAUACAGAGGAGGAAGAGGAGGAGGACGAUGUGGAGUCCAGUAAACAAGGCCAUUCCCACAGCUCCUCGGAUGACCUGCCCAUCAACUCGGAGGGAGAAUCAUCGGACACGGGCAAAGGAAAGGGCCGGCUGGCGUACCCGUACAAGAGUGGGGAUCUGGUGUGGAUGCAGAUGGAGACCCGCUGGUGGCCCGGCUACGUGGACCAGGUGUACCCCCAGACCAGGAGAGUGUCGGUCUACAGGGUUGGCGUCAAGCAGGAGGCCAGCACCAAAGUGGACUUAGGCAGGGUCCAUUCCUUCCAGUACGGAGAAGUGCCUGACUUUGUGGAUCGUAGUGAGAGUGGCUUCACCGAGGCAUUCCAGGUCACUGAGUCCUUCUGUCUCCUGAGAAAUCACGGCAACAAGAUAUCCGCACACAAGUUCUUCACUAUGCCUCCCGAAGAGCAAGAUGCACUGAUCAUUGUGAGCUUCACCCCAAAGGAUGACCCAGCACUGUCCACCACCCAAGGAAAGAGGACCAGGGGCUCAGCCAGUGACGAGCCACAGUCAAAAAGCCAAAGGGGCUGGUUUUAUGAUCCUCUCAACUCAGACAGUGAGGAUGGAAUGGGUGCUCGAGGGCCAGACAGGUACGAGAUGACUGCCCUGGACCGCAGAAGGAUGCAGAAGUCCCUUAGAUCGCGACGGAGAGAGAAUGAGAAACUAAUGAAGUUCAUGAACUCUACGGCGUGCAUGGACCACCUGUGGCAGAUCUUUAGUGGCCAGAAGCAGUGUGAGCGCCACAAGCUGUACCAGAGCGAGGCCACACGCCGCUCACUCCUGUGGUCUGGGAUCGGACCCUUCCAGCUGGACCAGGAUGAUGACCAGAUUCUCUCUGUUGUGGACUUCCUGCACACGGAAAUGAACAAAAAACAGCCGGACUUCAACCUGGCGCAAGACUACGUGUUCAAAGUGUGGAUGCCUGAGGCCAUCAAGGAGGCUCUAAGGGUGGUGUUGAAGGUCCCCGAAGACAUGCUAGAGUUGGCUCUGGACGAGGGAUACAGAGAAAGCCUCACGGACAGAGGCUCUCGUCGGCUUGACUUCUUAUAGUGGCUGUGACCGUGACCGCCAGCAGCACCCAGUCAUCAUCCAGCCAGCCAGCACACAUGGAAAGAGAGAUAUGCUCGGUUGUACAUACACUGGAUCUAAUACAAAAAUUCCUUCUAAGUUCUUGUAUAGUUAGGUUAGAUCAGCCACACAUCCUUCUCCUUAGUAAUCCUUCCCUGCAGCUCCAUAAUUUUGUUCACCGCAUUUACCACAACUACAGUUACAAUAUACCACUACUAUUACUACGACGGUGAGGAUAACAAUGACAUCAACAAUAACAGUGGCAAUGUGACCUGCUGCAGUAAAUGUCUUUGAGGAACCAGAAAAUCACACGACCAAUUCUUUAACAAAUCGUUUAGUCAGAUUGUGCAAAUUUGAAAGACGUGGAGUUAUUACAGAAUAUACCGCAGUAAUUUGUCUGUAAGUUAAUGUGGUUUUAGUAAAGAAUGAAGGAAUAAUAAUACUGAUUGAUGACUAAAUAUGGAACUUUGUAUUGUGUAUAUUUGUGAAAUUUGGAUAAUAUUUUGUUAAUGGGAUCUAAUUAAUAUCCCUAAUUACUAACAAACAUAAGGGUCAGCACCAAGUAAAGGUUUUUAAAUAAUCUCAUCUAAAUAAGCCUUUAAUUGACUGAAGAUAAAUAAGUGUUGCCAGAGUUUCACGUUAAUACAAGGUUCUUUUCACUGAUCUCCGCUGUCUUGACCCCAGGGACAGUUACCGAGCCAUAACAGACCACUUGACUCAUCUGUAGUACUAUGUAUGGAAAUUUGCACUCAUUUAUACUCAGUUUGCAGUCUAUUAUUAGUUGAUGCAUGUCAUUGUUAUCAGUUGCCAGUUUUGUAGAAUAGCUUCCAUGAGGACAGCUUCGUUGCCCUUCAGCUAAACUAUAAUUUCCUCAUGUGGGGAUCUUCAUGCACCCUAAACUGCAUGAUAUAUUGGAAAAUCACUUAAGCAUACACUUCUUCAGGGUCAUUUUCUGAAUACAUACUGAGAGUUAUAUUAGGCAUGCUGAUUACAUUGCUCUUAUCUGGUUGUUUUAAAUUUAUCUUCACCGACAUCAAGAAUUUUAACCGUUAUUAAUUCACUGCGCACAAGGCUCCUUCAGAUUUCUCCAAAGUUAUCUCUUCAUCAAUUUAUGUAUAUUUUAUUUGCAUUUUGAGUCUUUACUAUUUUGUUCUUGCACAUUUGACUAGAAUCAGAAAGCAUCAAGAAUUUGCAUUUUAUAACAUUUUCCAGUCGUCCUUUAGUUUCAAAAUUAUAAUAGUAUGUGACGACCAAGGAUUCAUAGCAUAUUUUCAAGAUUACACAUUUGCACCCACUUCUCACCCAUAUGUGCCUUUAUUUCUGCUUUCCAUUCAUGUGCCAUUGCAAUUUCUUUAUGUCCACAAAUGAAUGAGAAAAUGAACACCUUUCUUGCGUUGCCAUAUAUAAUUUUCUUUCAUCCGUGUGCCAGUGGUUGCAGCUCAUAUUUCUUUCCUCUUGAAUUUGCCCCAAAAACAAUUCGUCACCAUCAUAAAUAAUCGCCUGAGUCACUUUUCAUCGAUUUCCAGUUUUUUGUCUACGUCGAUUUUUCAUCAUGUGACGCCCAUUUUUGUACAGUUGCCUCCAUCAUUUAAGGUUUCAAUGUUCUAGAAUUGGCCUUUUCAUUCCUGCGUAACUCUUAAGCCAAAUGAGGUAAUGACAGUUCUUUUCUGAUUUCCUGUAAAGUAGAAAAUAAUGCCUUAGGUGGUUUGUUUACGAAGGUGACGAAUUUUCUCUUCCUCUUCCAUGAGUUAGUUAGUUACAUAUAAAGAGAGAUGUAUAUUUGGUUGUUUCAUGCCAUAUCAAGCUACUUGUAGGUGGUAGUAAGAGAGGAAGUUGCAGCUGAGAAUGUAUAGGAGUGACACAUGUGAGUCAUGAUCUUUUUGUUUCCCACUUUCCAUUAUCUUGCAAAUACUUCUUGGGGUAUUGACUUCUGUAAUAUUUUAAGUAUUCUGUGAUCUGUAACAGGGCUUCAGAGACUCAAAACAAUAGGUAAUGUGUAUUUCAGCUCUUCAGGGUCAUGGCAGUAUUUAUAUGAAGAGAUAAUUUGAUAUCAUGACAGUAAGAUAUCCCAAAGUGAUAAUUUCUGCAGAAGAGUGAAUUAAGGUCUGUUGCUUCUCUCAUUGUGAAAAUUUAUUCUGGCCACAUGAGUAGCUGAUGUCCAUUCCAAAAUUUAUCUGCUCAUCAGGUUGUUGCUACAUAAGACUUAAUUAAGUAGCAAAUAUAAUAUUCCAAAGGGAUACAUCUAGUUAAAGUUAGUCAGUUCUGUUGAGUGUUUGGGGGAAGUAGGAAUGGUACCUGAGUGGAGGUUUGCUUAGAAGAGUGUGGAGGGGGCCGAGUGGUUGUGGUAUGUUACAUAUGCUCCCUGAUGAUAUUGUACCAAAAUACUUAUCCAUACUACAUAGACUUGCUUAGAACCUAACUGCCUAAUUGCUCUUAUGAUUGCACAUCAUGACAUUCACUUUUGACUAUAGUGGUCUACUGGGUAAUGAAUUAGUCAGUAGAAUUAUGAUGUAAACCACUUUUCUACUUAGUAUAUUUGCUGUUACAACAACUAUAACAACUACCUCUACUACUACUACAACAGUACAAUUUUUUUUCAUUACUACUACUACUACUACUACUUCUACUACUACUUCUAUUGCUACCUUUACUACUACUACUACUACUACUACUACUACUACUACUACUACUACUACUACUACUACCACUACUACUACUGUUAUUACUACUACUACUGCUUCUACUACUCCCACUACUACUGCUCUCACUACUAUCUUGUUGUAGAGGUGUAAUACCACUUCAUAAAGCAGCCCAGAAGUGACCCUGUGAUGUUAUGCACCAAAAUUUCAGUAUAACGUGAGGAAUCACCUUCGUGGUGACGCGCGCUGCGGGACGCCAAGUGUCUGCGGCAGCAAGUCACCAUUAGCAGUUUUCAUACCAGGAUAGAGUAGCAUUAAUUUCUGACUUUAAUGUUGGAGCAAUAGCAACUUUACAAAGUACACAUAUUAGCUUUAAACCAAUAUUUUUAGUGGCUGAAGAGAACUUCAUCUGAUAUUGUCGGGAUACAAUAUUUGUAUGAAAGGAUAUUUAUUAUUUUAAGAGAGUUAAAAGUAUUUUUUUAAUUUCUUCUAUAGAGAAUGUUAAGUCACCAUGAACUAUAUGAUAGUAAAAAUUUACCAUCUACAAAAUGUAGUUACAUUAUCUACUUAAGGCAGCAAGUUUGGUUCAGCCAAUGCCAUGUAUCACCCGUAGUUGUUUAUUGAAGAGUUACUGUACAAGUGUAGCACUAGCCACAGCAGCUCCAACACAAGCCACUCAUGUAGACGACAAAUAUUUCUUGAGUAAAAAUGGUAUGUGAUAUA